Phytophthora nicotianae INRA-310 is the source of this 311-nucleotide messenger RNA. RefSeq lists its product as hypothetical. The transcript has a single exon. Bases 1 to 291 code for a protein of 96 amino acids. The record is from RefSeq and is a predicted model, not a curated record. NCBI's taxonomy places the organism in Eukaryota, Oomycota, Peronosporomycetes, Peronosporales, Peronosporaceae.
AUGUCGAAGGAAUUCCUCUUGAGCAACUUUGUGGCUGAAACACUAGCUCAGGAACUUGGUCCUACUUUUGCGCAGCAAAUAUCAUCCUUGUUGCCCUUUGGUCGUGAUACGGAUGAUCAUUUGUUCAGGUUGUGGUUUUUCGCUACUAUGGUUCAUGGGGGUGUCUCCUGUUACGACGAUGAGGAUGAAAUAUUUUAUCCAUGGGAAGCCCAACAGAUUCUGCACUUUGACCCGGACGCUAAGCUCACGCUAGAAAUGACAUCACAAUGGUUGGCCCCAAAAAGCGGAUGAAAGGAGGUUAUGAUGCAGUU